CCAACAACGCCUUACAUUAUAUAUCCUAGGAGGCUUUUACCCUUUCUGACCAGCGUUUCAUUCGGCUCUUAUGGAAAAACCUCUUCACUGCCCAUAUGUCGACCUCUACUCUGCGUGCCGGCCUAAAGAUUACUCGAGUAAAAAACCUGAUCAUUCGUGCUCUUCCAAAUCAAAGAAAAGAAAACUCAACGAUCAGGUGAUAGAUGGAAUUAACCAAAGUUCGGCAUGUGAUAGAACUCCAAGCACUAGAGUAGCAGCGAGAAAUUCGGAUUUGAUUCUGACUAGCGACAAUUUGAAAACUGCUUCUGUUCGACCACAGCUGCUAUAUUCUCAGCUGACGAAUUUGGUUUUGGGAUUACCUAAAAUUAUUUCCAAAUCUGACAAGGCGAGUGAUUCCUCUCUAAAACUCUCUGAUAUUCGAAAGGAUGAUGUAGAUAAAAGCGAGCUAAAUUCACCGCAACAAAGUGAAAUCAAUAUUUGUUUCAAUGACCUGCUUCAUCUCGACCGAGAACUUGAAAUAUCAGACAAGGUUGCUGACACGUCUAUACCUCCGUGGAAAAAGAUCACCUAUUCUCAAAACAACCUCACAGCCCUACAUGAAGAAAUUCUAGAAUUUUACCAAUACAUACGUCCAUCUUGGGAAGAGUCCAUGUUGAGGCUAGACCUCUUCGAACGUAUCAAGAACCUGAUCAUAUCCACAUAUCCGGAUGCAUGUGUACAAAUUUUCGGCUCUAUUGCAACAGACAUGCUAUUACCUUCUAGUGAUAUUGAUAUGGUAGUUAUCCUAAAUACUGACAACAACCUCAAAGUCUUGUAUACGGUCGCUCAACUCCUGGUAGACGCCUCAAUAUGUGACAAAAUUCAGGUAAUUGGCACUGCCAGGGUGCCGAUCGUCAAAAUUGUGGACUCACUUACCAAAUAUCAAGUUGACAUAUCGGUCAAUCAAUCUAACGGGAUAUCAAAUACACUCCUUAUCAACAAAUAUACCUCAAUUUAUAAAGAAUUCAUACCUCUGACAGUGCUACUCAAAUACUACCUACACAUACGCGGGCUCAAUGAGCCGUUCACUGGCGGGAUUGGUGGCUAUGCUCUCAACAUAAUGGUGAUUUCAUUCCUGCAGAUGUAUAGCCAUACUUCAGCUGACGGAAAAUUAGGUGCUUUACUGAUUCAUUUUCUAGAGCUCUAUGGCCGAUACUUUAAUUACUACACUACCGGAAUAAGCAUUUUGAAUAAUGGGUGUUAUUUCAAUAAGAUAAACAAAAACUGGAUAGACCCUUACCGACCAUUUUUGCCGGCAAUUGAAGAUCCCAAUGAUCCGAACAAUGACGUUGGCCGAUCCUCUUUUAAAAUUUGUGUUAUCAGAAAGGCAUUCAGAGAUGCCUAUCACCAGUUGACAGUCUCCACUCAUCAAGAAUAUGCGCCCACCGCCUUGUCGAGAAUCAUCAAAAUAAGCCCAUCUACUAUUCGAGCACGUCAAAUCCUAAAGAAAAAAUGCCAUCACAUGCUACAGUCAUCUGUCUCUUUUCGAAAAAACGUCUCCUCUUUACUUGAUUUGUGCAAGGAUGAGCCAUACGCAUCAAAAAGCACGUUUGCCGAGUCCUAAAAGUAAGAUUGAUUUAGCCUUGUUCUCUUAAAGGGGGUAUCCCUACUUAAAUAUCUGAAAAACAGACCUGUUCUCCGAGAUAAACAAACAACUCAUUUGACAUCAUAACGGCUCGUGUUCGACAAUAAAGCACUAUUUAUCGCGAAGGCCCUGCUUCUAUGGCUAUAACAACAUUAUUAACAUCUUUCGUCGACAGAUAGGCGCGUUAUGCACAUUACCAACCCUAGUUCUUCGAAUCGCCUUAAUAGCUCAUCUAUACUGAGAAAGGAAUUCGCGCUUUAAAAAAAUAUUAGACAAAUAUGCAUGCAUGAGUGGCGAAUUAAAUUCUACAAUCGGCUCAGAAACAAGCACAACAAGUCUUGUGCGAGAAGUUCUUCUGCGACUCCCCAAGAGGGCAAUUUGAACCGCUGUAAAAUGUUCAGUCUUAGAUUGAUAUGGAUCCGUAAUGCGAUCUUAGCUCUGCACGCUUUGCGUACAAGCGCACACUCUUGUGCUUGGGCUUUCCAGGUGAUUAAAUUGUAUUGAAUCCGAUGGCGAGGGUAAAAAAACAGUUUUCGAAUGCCGAGAUAAACGCAGACUUGACACCUCGAUGUCUAUCUUCGAAAACAAUCGUUUGUUUGUGUAUCUUCAUUUUACUGGCGCUGAAAUUAUCAGGUACUGCCUGUCUAGAGAGAAUUUAGUAAAGAGGUUCUUGAGAGGGAGCCUAAGCCACAAAUGCAAACUUUGACGUUUCAAUCCACGGUAUGGAAUUGGAAUUUGGAGGACGAGAAGAGCUUCCCUAUCAGGUUUUCGACGAAUUGAAAAAUACGAUGGGCAUCGAGACCGCGCGUAUAUCAGGCAUUUUUUAUAAUUUCGAUUUAGAAGAUGGGAGGGUCCAAAAAAAAUUGACUCUAUUGAACAAUGAGGUGCUACAACUCAAGGACGCGAGCCGAAGCCGAGAAGCUGAUUUUAGAGAUUUUAAAUCAGCUUCAAGUAGAAUCAACUCAACUGAAAAAUGCAAGCAAGAAUGCCAUGAUUAAAAUUUUAGAAACCUUUCUUGCCCGCA
Molecule: messenger RNA, 2648 nt
Organism: Schistocerca gregaria
Lineage: Eukaryota; Metazoa; Arthropoda; Insecta; Orthoptera; Acrididae
Product: terminal nucleotidyltransferase 4B-like
Exons: 3
Coding region: 71-1603 (510 amino acids)
Biological process (GO): RNA 3'-end processing
Cellular component (GO): TRAMP complex; nucleolus
Molecular function (GO): poly(A) RNA polymerase activity; mRNA binding
Source: RefSeq, a predicted model, not a curated record